AUGGGCAUUGAAUACAGCACCGCCAAGUGGCUCGCACCUGUGUCGUUCGUCUACGACUUUGCGCUGCAGCAGUAUGGGCUCAACAGCACUCCUUCGAUGAAGGACAUCAACGACAGAAACACAUCUUUCUGGAGCCCCCAGCCUUACUUCAUUGGAGCCUUCUUUGCACCUCAGCAGAUCGUACAGUUGGCCUGGCUGUACCGUUUGUACAAGCUUGAUCCCAGCAAGCCCAAGGAGCGCUCCGAACUCGACCAAAUUGUGAACUUUGUCCCCUACUACGCCCUCGGUAACUUUUGCAUUGGCACCUGGAUGUAUUGGUGGAACAGCGAGCAGCUCAAGAUCUCCAACUUGUUCGUUGUCGUCAACUCUCUCAGCCAGCUUUACUUCGUCUUCACCAAGCUCGGCCCCAUGAACACUUCCUCGACUUCGUCCAUCCUCACACACAUCAACGCAAAGACCUUUGCCGGUAUUGGCGUCCUCGACUUCCUCCACAACAUGAGUGUUGCAUACUUCAAGGAUGCUCUUCCUUCCACAGCCAUCAAGGCCGUGACUGGAGCUGGCUUUGCUGGUCUCGCCGCCUGCAGUGACUGGAUCUUCGGCGGAUGCCUCGUCUACGACCUGGUUGCCCUGAGCGUUGGCCAGGCCACCUUGAACAACCCCGAUUGGAGCAAGAUGCUCGGUGGAUUUGCCGUCAUGACCGCCGGCAUUGUUGGUCUGAGAAACUACUUUAUGUAG
Aureobasidium melanogenum CBS 110374 is the source of this 735-nucleotide messenger RNA. RefSeq lists its product as uncharacterized. Bases 1 to 735 code for a protein of 244 amino acids. The record is from RefSeq and is a predicted model, not a curated record. NCBI's taxonomy places the organism in Eukaryota, Fungi, Ascomycota, Dothideomycetes, Dothideales, Saccotheciaceae. The transcript has 2 exons.